GCGGGGCCAACAGCGUUGGAGAAAAAGGCGCGAACGCGGGUGGCGGCUGGAACAACAAAUCGGUCGCGGGAUGGCAGCGGCCGGGCAGGCCCGGGAGCUCCUGGCCCACUUGGAUGAGGCGCUGGCUUUCGAGGGGCCGACCCGAGAGGAGCUGGAAGCGGAGCUGCCAGCCAAAGUCCUGGUGGAGCAUGCUGUGGACACACGGAAGAAGCAGAAGUGGAUGUGCAGCCAGCUCCAUGUGGUCAAAUUCCUGCUGGAAUUCUUGGACCAGAGGGACUCCGCCCCCUUUGACCAGAAGACCAAAGAGGCAGCCGUCCGGAGCGAGAUGGUGCAAGCCAAGCAGCAGUGGAAGGAGCUGAAGGCUGGCUACCAGCAGCGGGUGGAAGCCAUCGAGGGGGCAGUGCCCUGUGUGCUGGCCCAGCUGGAGAAGGGCCAGCACCUGGCGCAGCGGCUGAAGGAGGCUCUGGUGCAAUACGAGGCCCAGAGACAUGAGGCUGAGAAGAAGGCAAGGGACGCCCGGGAGAGACGGCAGAAGGAGCAGCAGCAGCUGGAGGAGCGGCAGCAGCAGCUGGAGGAGCAGGCGGCUUUGCUGCGGAGCCGGCUGGAGGCUCAGCGCCAGGAACUGCACCGGCUGCAGGGGGAGCUCCAGAGCCAGGAGUGUGUUGCCAGCGGCUGGAGGGAGAAGGUGGAGAGGAGCUCAGCCCUCUGCCAGCUCUUGGAGACCCUCCAGGGGGUCCGGCUGGUCUCUGCCUCUGCUGAUGAAAUCGACAUGGAGCUGACACCAAGCCCCCAGCCGACGACCCCUGACCUCCAGGCAGCGACCCCCGACCCCCAGCCGCUGAGGCUCACCUUGUGCUGGGCGGAGGAUGGGAGUGUCAGGGUGCGGAGCCACAGUCCCCUCUUCCCAGCCCCCGCGCCCUGCGCUGACGUCCGGGGCACCGUACUAGAGCUGCAGCACCGCUACCACCAGCUGGCCCCACUGCUGACUGAGAUCCAGGCCCUCCAGACCAGGUUCCCUAUCGACUGGCAGCCCCAGGAGCGCCGGCUCCGCUUCCUGCAGCCCUCCGCCGUCUGGACGCUGGCGGUGGAGCCGGGAUACCUGGGGAGUGGGGGCAUCCGACUGCUGGCGGUGCAAGGGCAGCAUGGCCCUGGGGACCCUGGGGCCUGGAAGCCCCCCCAGGAAACGCCAUCCCUGCGUGAGUGGCUGGAAUACCUGAGCACUCUGGACAUCUGAGCACCCCUCUGGGCCCCAGAGACCCUUGUGCGGGGGAGGCUGGGGGGGGUUAAGCUGCCCUGUAAUAAACACACCUUUGUAAAGUG
Molecule: messenger RNA, 1320 nt
Organism: Malaclemys terrapin pileata
Lineage: Eukaryota; Metazoa; Chordata; Testudines; Emydidae
Gene: ZWINT
Product: ZW10 interacting kinetochore protein
Exons: 10
Coding region: 71-1234 (387 amino acids)
Biological process (GO): mitotic cell cycle checkpoint signaling; mitotic sister chromatid segregation; establishment of localization in cell
Cellular component (GO): dendrite; kinetochore; cytosol
Source: RefSeq, a predicted model, not a curated record